AUGAGCGCCACUCAAGGCACUGUGUUGCCAUUCCUCUACCCUUGCCUCUUCCGUGCUGCAUCUCCAGCCGGCUACCGCACGAGGCCAGUCGCCAAAGCAUACCGCACCCUCUCUCGGUCCUUUCAUCAAUCGCAAUGCCAGCGAAAAUCCCUAGCUGAGACGAACACCGAUCGAAGAGCAGCUGCGCAAGACCCGCCUCCCGUGUCAGCACACUCACGACUGAAUCCUGCUCCUGAAGAUUACUCCCGUAAUAUCUUCGUCGACAAAUGCACGCUCAACGUACAUACGGGUUCCGGAGGCAACGGUUGUGUUUCUUUCCAGCGGGAAGCCUACAUCCCCGACGGUCCUCCUAACGGCGGUGAUGGUGGCUCUGGUGGCAACGUCUGGAUCCAAGCAGUAGCCGGCCAGACCAGUCUACACAAGCUCGCACGUAGAGGCGUCGUCAAAGCUGGGCGCGGUAUUGGUGGUCAAGGAAAGAGUCAGGGUGGUAAGAAGGGAGAAGAUGUCUGUAUACAGGUGCCUGUUGGCACAGUCAUCCGAGAAACAUGGCGCAGCGAUCCGGUCGCCGAAGAGGAGGCGCGCUUUCGAGAAAUGGAACCUUCUGAAGCGCCCCUCCGCAACAAAUAUCUCAUGUACGCUGGUACUACAGGCAAAGAAGCUGUAAACGUGGCCUCAAGUAUGCCUCCACCAUCCAAACCGCGGCGCAGUCCGCUUUGUGUCCUCGAGCCUGGAAACCCAAUCCAUCUCGAUCUCGACAAACCCAUGGAGAAGCCCAUCUUGCUCGCAGCGGGUGCUGUUGGAGGCCUGGGCAACCCACACUUCACAACGAAAGACGAGCCAAAACCCAAGUUCGCUACCAAAGGCGAGCUGGGAGUCCGGCUCAAGCUCGAGUUGGAACUCAAACUCCUUGCCGAUGUUGGUCUUGUAGGCCUGCCCAACGCCGGCAAAUCCACCCUGCUCCGGAGCAUCAGCAACUCCCGCACCCGCGUCGGCAGCUGGGCAUUCACCACUCUGGAGCCAAGCAUCGGCACCGUCGUCCUCGACGACCACACCGGCCGCCCAACCAUCCGCAGUGGCGUCGAAGGCGAAGGACAGCGCGAAAGCUUCACCGUGGCCGACAUCCCCGGACUCGUGCAGGACGCGCACCUCGACCGCGGCCUGGGCCUCGGCUUCCUGCGCCACGUCGAGCGCGCCCGCAUCCUCGCAUUCGUGGUCGACCUCAGCGCCGGAAACGUGGUGGCCGCGCUGCAGAACCUGUGGAAAGAGGUCGGCGAGUACGAGAACCUCCGCAACGUGGAAAUCAACCAAGAAACUCAACAGAGCGGCACCAUUCAAUGGCAGGGAUUCGCGGCGGGCAAGACAAACCCGCUGUUCACGAGUGGAGAGCAAGAGGAAGAGGAGAUGAUCGUCUAUCCAGAACCCCCGCGGAAACUGGAGCCCCUGAAGCUGCCGCCCAUCAGCGCGAAGCCCUGGUUCGUCGUCUGCACAAAGGCCGACGUGGAGGGCACCCAGCACGAGUACAUGAAGCUGAGGAAGUACAUGGAGGACGUCGAGGCUGGGAGGGUAACCCACCCCAGCGGGAAACAGAAUGCGUGGCGUGAGCGCAUCGCCGCUAUACCGGUGAGCGCCAUCCGAGGGGAGGGCACGAGCAGGAUUGCCGAGUGGACGGCAGGUCUGCUGGAUAGCAUGGCGGGCGCGGGCCGGCCGGCCGAAGUGGUGGGCUCACAGCGGAGGGGGAGGGUCAUUGAGGCCGUGUAA
This is a messenger RNA of Cyphellophora europaea CBS 101466, 1758 nucleotides long. Its product is annotated as obg family GTPase CgtA. Gene Ontology annotation, cellular component: mitochondrion. NCBI's taxonomy places the organism in Eukaryota, Fungi, Ascomycota, Eurotiomycetes, Chaetothyriales, Cyphellophoraceae. Bases 1 to 1758 code for a protein of 585 amino acids. The record is from RefSeq and is a predicted model, not a curated record. Gene Ontology annotation, molecular function: GTPase activity; GTP binding. The transcript has a single exon.